Molecule: messenger RNA, 921 nt
Organism: Phaeodactylum tricornutum CCAP 1055/1
Lineage: Eukaryota; Bacillariophyta; Bacillariophyceae; Surirellales; Neidiaceae
Exons: 1
Coding region: 1-921 (306 amino acids)
Source: RefSeq, a predicted model, not a curated record
AUGUCGUCAGGAAACUCGUUCGUUCGCCAGGCGAUUUCGCGGUUUGACGAAACGAAACUGGAAGAAUCGCCCAAGUCCUUCACUCCGUUCCCGCGAACCGUCGCACAGGCCUCACCGAGAACCGUCGCACAGGCUUCGCCGCGACCCGUCGCACAGCCUUGGCCGAAACCCGUGGCGGAACCCUGGCCCAAAUCCGUGGCGUCGUCGCCUCCGGUAGCGUCUCCCCCGUUGGCGACGCCUCCGUCGUCAUCGUCCUCCAAGAACGUCGUCAAGACGGUUCCCAAGUCCUUCCCCAAGGACCCCACCGAAAUCACCCGCAAUAUGAACGACGCGCAGGCCCGUACGCUCUUGCGAGAUAUGGUGCGUGAUUUGUUGGGGGAAGUGGACAUUCUGCGUCAACGUUUGGCCGAAACCGAAACCAAGUUGCGCGAAUCGCGGGCCGAAGUCAAGCAACUCGAUUUGAGUGCCGCCUUUAACGUACAGACUCUCAACCAGACUUCCUCAGGAACGAAUUCCGCACCGCGCGUGGCGGAUCCCCACGAUGCGGCACGCACGGAAGCCUUGAUUGAAGCCUUGCGCAACGCCACCAAGACCACCGAUAUACCCGAACUCUCGGCGCAGGACGUCUCCAGUGAGGAAGCCACCGAACUCGUCAUACACUCGUUGCUGGAAAACGUCCGGAGAACCGCACAAGACAACGAAUCCCUCACCAAGAAAAACGAUGCACUGCAGGAUAAGGUCUGGGAUCUCACGGCGGAAAACGAAGUACACGAACUCAAAAUUGCCGCUCUUGAAACACACUUCAAGACCAUCAACAAGAGUCGCCAAGGUAUCGUCACCAGACUCACCAACAAGUCCAAACAGGGAUUGGCCAACGGAUCACCCACGGCGGCGGGAACAAGUGCCGCCAAACGUUCCUAA